AUGGCUUUGCGAGAUUUUGCCUUUAUGUUUUGGAAACACGUUCUUCUUCCCCUUCUGAUAAUGGGAAUUAUUACCAGCCUUCUUCUUGAAUCGUUUCUUUUUCUCUGUUUAUCCAUAAUCUUUAUCAACAUAUCAUUUGAAUCAAAUGUAACCUACGCACAAGUCCAAUGUGGAUCCGGAGCCGGGGGCGCACUGUGUUCAGGAGGUCUUUGUUGCAGUCAAUACGGUUAUUGCGGUAGCACCUCUGCUUAUUGUGGUGCUGGUUGCCAAAGCCAAUGCACAAUUGUUUCACCUCCGCCGCCACACCCGUCAACACCGCCUCCUCCACCUCCCAGCGGGAAUUUAACCUCACUUAUUAGCCAAUCACUUUUCGAUCAACUUUUGGCGUAUCGCAAUGACACAAGCUGCAUGGGAAAAUUUUACACGUAUGCGGCUUUUAUUGAAGCAGCCAAGUCUUUUAGCAGUUUUGCUUCUGUUGGAGAUACCAAUACGCGCAAGAAAGAGAUUUCUGCUUUCUUAGCUCAAACCUCUCAUGAAACAACUGGUGGGUGGGCUACAGCUUCCGGGGGACCAUAUUCAUGGGGUUAUUGUUUUAUUCAAGAGAAGAGCCCUACAAGUGUCUACUGUCAAUCAGGUACGCAGUGGCCUUGUGCUUCCGGCAAAAGCUAUCAUGGUCGAGGACCCAUUCAAAUUUCAUGGAACUACAAUUAUGGACAAGCUGCAAAAGUUUUACAAGUAGACAUCUUGAAUAAUCCAGAUUUGGUUGCUCAAGAUCCUAUCAUUUCAUUCAAGACAGCGUUAUGGUUUUGGAUGACUCCGCAAUCUCUGAAGCCAUCUUGCCACGAAGUCGUUAUUGGACAGUGGCAACCUUCGUCAACCGAUGUAUCAGCUGGCCGUUUGCCAGGUUACGGGGUCAUCACUAAUAUCAUCAAUGGAGGAAUCGAAUGUAAUAAAGGUCCAAAUGACAGUGGCAAAGAUAGAAUCGGAUUCUACCAGAGAUAUUGUAGCUUGAUGGGGGUCAGUGUAGGUGACAACCUCGAUUGCUAUUAUCAAAAGCCUUUUGGUGUCUCUACUUCUCCACUUCUUACGACAAAUCAGUGUGUCUACUGCAAUUAUAAAUGGAUAAUUAAGUCUAUUGAGAAAAUGAGAUCAGACAUACGAUUACAAGUCUAG
This is a messenger RNA of Papaver somniferum (opium poppy), 1173 nucleotides long. RefSeq names its product endochitinase-like. Gene Ontology annotation, molecular function: chitin binding; chitinase activity. The transcript is spliced from 5 exons. Bases 1 to 1173 code for a protein of 390 amino acids. Gene Ontology annotation, biological process: chitin catabolic process; carbohydrate metabolic process; defense response to fungus. NCBI's taxonomy places the organism in Eukaryota, Viridiplantae, Streptophyta, Magnoliopsida, Ranunculales, Papaveraceae. The record is from RefSeq and is a predicted model, not a curated record.